UGUGUGUGUGUGUGUGUGUGUGCGCGCGCGCGCAACCUGAGCACAGAGCGUCCUGGCUUUUCAACCACCGCGGAGCCAAACUCCAACUUUCCUCUGGGCAGGCGAGGAUGGAGAGCGGGGAUAAAUGAAGCAAAGAGCUCCAUUUAAAAUGAAGAGCAGAGGGGGGUGCAUCAAUGGUGGCAUGUGGUAGCCUAAUAAGAAAUUCGCAGAUUUCUGUGCAUGUUACUCAGCGGCAAAGUCUUUCCCCUCUGAGAGACGAGCGGCGGAAGCGGUGCUAUUUUUAGAAACCGUGUUACCGUAGAGGAGUUAAUCAAAGUGGGGCUUAAAGCAGUGUUUUCAGGACAGUCUGCUGCUUUCACUGCUGCAAUCUUCGGAGACUCCUAUCUGCGCUUGCCGUGUCAUGGGGACAGGACGAUGCAUUUAUAUCAAUUUUAUCUCAGCUAGUGCCAAAUGAUGCCUUAUUUCCCUCUCGUGCUCUCCAGGAAAGCACACCGGGGGACGGCAAACUUUCGCGCCAUGGACUCCUCUGCACUUAAUGGCAACAGCUGCUGCAAUGCUUUUGGGACCUCGUGUAGUUUUGUGUCUUUUCCGAGUCUUAGGAUUUUUAAAGAACAUUGCAGUUUGGGAUGUGAAUGAGAAUUAGUAUUGACUGAAAAAGAGCUACGGAGAAAAAAAUCGUUGAGGCGCAUACGGGUUUCUCAUCCUCCUCACUUCUGUCAAAGUGUGAGCACCUGUUUUUGCCGGCUCCUAUGGGAAUUAAGCACUCGUCCCGCUGCAUGCUCCUCAGGAGAAAAAUGGCGGAGUCUGAGAGCACUGAGCAACCACAGCCACGGCCAAUUCGUAUAAUUCCAUCCCAGUCGGCACAGCCCACCUCGUUGCCCAAGCCGGUGCCUUCCAUCCAGCACGCCUCACGGCCUCCUCUGCCGCCACAUACGCCCCAUGCUGCCAGCCUUCCCAGCUGUCCUGGGCGGGGGAAGAUGUCCAAAUUUCUUAGCCCAGAGGAGAUGACCUCACGAGACUACUACUUUGACUCUUAUGCCCACUUUGGUAUACAUGAGGAGAUGCUGAAGGACGAAGUGAGGACGCUAACCUACAGGAACGCCAUGUACCACAACAAGCACGUCUUCAAGGACAAAAUAGUGCUGGAUGUUGGAAGCGGGACUGGGAUCCUGUCCAUGUUCGCGGCCAAAGCGGGGGCAAAGCACGUGUAUGGGAUUGAAUGUUCCAGUAUAUCCGAGUACUCAGAGAGGAUCAUCAAGGCCAACCACCUCGACAGCGUGAUCACCAUCUUCAAAGGCAAGGUGGAAGAGGUGGAGCUUCCUGUUGACAAGGUUGACAUCAUCAUAGCUGAGUGGAUGGGCUACUGCCUCUUCUAUGAAUCCAUGCUCAACACCGUCAUCUUUGCCAGGGACAAGUGGCUGAAACCCGGUGGAUUAAUGUUUCCUGACCGUGCCUCUCUGUACGUGGUGGCCAUAGAGGACAGGCAGUACAAAGACUUCAAAAUACAUUGGUGGGAGAACGUGUAUGGCUUCGACAUGACCUGUAUCCGUAAUGUUGCCAUGAAAGAACCACUGGUGGACGUAGUGGACCCUAAACAGGUGGUGACCAACUCCUGCCUCAUCAAGACUGAUCAGGCUGCUGUGCCAUGCAUGUCAAAAGCAGCCCGUCUCGUCCACCUGAUUGUGCUUCUUGUCACAGUGACCUUCUUAUCUCCGCAAUUGAUUGGACGGCUCUCCCCUGUCUCACCUCUGUCCUGGUAAAAAAUUGCUGUGUGAUCAAUCAUACCUUGACUUCAGUAUUGCUUUUCUCAUGUUGCUGAUUAUCGAUUUGUUGUCAUUGUUAAUUUGAAGAAGGCCUGAGGGGCCAAAACAUAGAGAUAUGCAUAUGGAGCCAGACUGUGCGACAUUUUAAUUCUAAUUUUCAAGUCUACCUCCAGUGAUCAGCACCUCACUACAACCCUUGCUGUGCGCAGAGGUGGAAAAAGUACUAAAAUAUUGUACUCAAGUAAAAGUACCAAAGCUUUGAUGAAAUGUUUCUCAAGUACAAGUGAAAUUACCUAUCUGAAAAAUGACUCAAGUAAAAGUAAUAAGUAGUUCAUUUAAAAUGUACUUUAAUUAAAAGUUACCUUGUUACAUAAAAAACAACUGUAAAACGAGGCGGGGGAUCUCUCCCAUGUAGUGA
Molecule: messenger RNA, 2181 nt
Organism: Perca fluviatilis (European perch)
Lineage: Eukaryota; Metazoa; Chordata; Actinopteri; Perciformes; Percidae
Product: protein arginine N-methyltransferase 8-B
Exons: 8
Coding region: 750-1760 (336 amino acids)
Biological process (GO): peptidyl-arginine methylation
Cellular component (GO): plasma membrane
Molecular function (GO): protein-arginine N-methyltransferase activity
Source: RefSeq, a predicted model, not a curated record